This is a messenger RNA of Bactrocera latifrons, 2274 nucleotides long. RefSeq names its product retinitis pigmentosa 1-like 1 protein. The record is from RefSeq and is a predicted model, not a curated record. Lineage: Eukaryota; Metazoa; Arthropoda; Insecta; Diptera; Tephritidae.
UACAAAAAUUAACAUUUAGCAAAAAACAUCAUUGGAAAUUUGUUUCGAAAAAAAAUUCUUCGUUAUAAACUAUAAACUUAAAAAUAAAGCUACUAAAUGGUGUGUUAAUAAAGCGUAAUGGCUAAGAAGGGUGGAGUGCAACAAUUGCAGGCCGACCUGCAAAACGAUGAGGAUUUUGAGAAGUUCCUCGAGCGACCUGGCUUAUUAGUGUUGGAUAUCUACUCAGAGUGGUGUGGACCGUGUUUGGGCAUGGUUGGCAGUUUGCGUAAAAUAAAAUUGGAAAUCGGUGGCGAUAAUUUACAUCUCGCUAUUUGUAAAUCGGAUACGAUCUCUUACCUGAAACGUUUCUGCAAGAAGAGUGAACCAACAUGGAUGUUUGUAACUAAAGGCAAAGCCACAAAUCUGUUAUUCGGCUCCAACACACCGAAGCUAAUGAAACUGAUAGCCCAAGAACUCGAAUUGCUCAACAAGCCGCGCACAUUUUAUGAUAUUACUGAGUUGCAGCCGGAGGAGGAGCGGCGCCGCAAAGUGAAAUUGGAUACUCAAACGGAGGCGAUAAAUAAGGAAAAGGCGGCAAAGAAGAAAAAACGGCAUGAUUAUUUGAAUAUGAUGACAGAUACAAUAAUCGAGAACAUACCUGAUAUGGGUGUGACCGUUUUUGGACCGCAAGUUAAUCGCGAUAUGUACAAAAAGCUACUCGAACCGGCGGAAAACAUGAAGCUACAGUGUAAAGAUCGACGCGUAAUCAAUGUUAGUCGUGCCGAUUUCGAUGUGGUGAACUAUGCUUGUCCCAAUCCGCUAUCCGAGGAUGUGCUCGAGCAGUUGGAUCAAAAGGAUUUGAUGAUGUGCUUUUGGAAAAUGCCAGAAGAUGAUCGUCGACCCAUACCGGAGGUAUUGAACAAAUAUGCGCACGAACUGACAAAGGAACGCCAUGAAGUAGACGAUCUUACUGAAGAGGAGAUUGUGCAUCCGCCAAUUAUAGUACCGAUGGAUUUGACAAUUGAAAUUGAAUUACAGGAGGGUGAAGAAUGGGAGGAUGAGCCAGAACCGGAGCCGGAGCCACCACCUGCGCCCAAGAAAGCGCAUUUGAAAAAAGAAGAGGCACCAACGCCUGCCGCAACUGCCGAGCCUGUUGAAGGUGAAGAAGAUGAAGGCGAAGAGGGCAGCGAAGGUGAUGAGGGCGGUGAAGGCGGAGAAGCUGGCGAGGGCCCCGAAAUGCCAGAUUUACAAAUGGAGCCAUUUGAUCUCGAUUUUGAUUUAGAUGACGGCGAAGAGGCAGAAGAUGAAGCCGAACCCGAGCCAGAGGUUGAAAUUGUUGUGAAGAAACGAUAUCGUAAGAAAAUCAUACGUAUACCGCCAAUAUGGGUAGCGGGCAAUGCGCGCACGCAUGCGGCACUCAUUUACGUAUUCUUCCGUCAACAAACAUCCGGUUUCUUACCGCCGGACCCGGCGCCAGAGCCGCCUCACAUCAUUAUGGCCUUCGACGCAUAUAAGAAACGUGAUUUGAUAAGCGUAAUGGAGCGACUGAAGGAUGAUGUGCCGCGUUACGGCUUCUUUACAAGCGACGAAGCCGAGGAUGCGAAAUUGAUAGCGAAUUCAGCAACAAAAUACGCUGGCUUACCACAAAAUCCCACGGACAAAAUCGUAUUCAAGGUUAACAAGCAAACAUCGCAUACAAUGCUCUCGCUAGCCACAUAUGGACCGAGCUAUGUCAGUCCGGACGCUGUGAUUGGACACGAGGAGGCGCUUAAAUUCUUCCCCGAGAGUUAUAAAACCGCCGAACAGGAAGCAGUAGAAAUGGCCGAAAGGGAAUCUGUAAAACCGAAGAAGAAGAAGAAGCGUUCAUCAAUACAUAACGUCAAGAGCGAAAACGCGGAGCAAGCGCCUGCAACUAGUACUGAGGAAAGUGGUGAAAGUCGACCAGCAACUGCACCUGAGGGUGAGGAAACCGUUUUAGCAGAAACACAAUUAGGCGAAGCACCGCCAACGGAGGGUGAACAACCACCAGCAGCCGGCGAGGGUGCUGAAGCGCCACGUGAAGGCAGCACAUCGGCGCCAGCAGAAGGCGAAGCAGCGCCAGUGCCAACAGGUGAGGAAACUGCAGCAGCUGCAGAGAACCCUGAUGCUGGCGGUGGCCUCGAAGUAGCGCAUUCUGAAGCGCCUCCAGAAGCAGAGGGACACACGGAAGCGCCAGCUGAGGCACCGCCAGAAGAAGCGCCGCCCGCAGAAUGAAACCCACCUCCAAAAAAAAAUUAAAAAAAUGUAGAAAAAAUA